Lemur catta (Ring-tailed lemur) is the source of this 7202-nucleotide messenger RNA. It is a transcript of the gene MADD, whose product is annotated as MAP kinase activating death domain. The record is from RefSeq and is a predicted model, not a curated record. Gene Ontology annotation, biological process: regulation of apoptotic process; regulation of Rab protein signal transduction. The transcript has 35 exons. Gene Ontology annotation, cellular component: cytosol. Lineage: Eukaryota; Metazoa; Chordata; Mammalia; Primates; Lemuridae. Gene Ontology annotation, molecular function: guanyl-nucleotide exchange factor activity. The coding region runs from base 1426 to 6309 and encodes 1627 amino acids.
CCUGGGGGCCGCUUUGCACAAGGUUCUCCAUGGCCCUGCCCAUCCUGCCUCCACCACUUCCUGUUUUCCCCACAGGGCCCCAAGAGAAAUUCUCCACUGUCACUCUGUGGCUUGGCCAUAAAUGCCUUGGGGCUGCCUCACUGAUGGGUCUGGCACUGUUUGAACAGGAAGACAGACCAAAAUGAACACAGAAUGAGAGAAACCAAUUUCUGGAUUGGGGGUGGGGCACAGCAGUAGAGGAGGAAGCCUAUGUCCUUUAGGAUCCGCCUCCAGACUCAGAGAAGGGAGACAAGUCACAAGUGACAGUCUUGGCAGUGGGGGGGCGGGGGUCUCCUUUUACCAGCCCACCGUGCCAUAUGGUAAAUGAAAUGCUGAGGAUUACACCCCGCUCCCUCCCCCUUUAGUGUUCCAGGUGGGAUCGGGUUAUCUUUCUCUUGGGGAGGAAGUGGAUUUUCAGAACUAACGCCUCAGCCGUGCACCUCACGUGCGUGGGUAUAAUGCCUUAGGUUUCCGUUGACGUCUGAAAAAAAAGGCACAACCUGAAAGACCCAGGGCCGGGUUUCGGCCCCCAAUCCCUGUGGGGCAGGAGGAAAAGCCCCCUGAGGCCACAGGGAGGCUGCCCGGCGGCGCGUUUGGCCACUUGAAAGGGCUGGACUCCACUUCCCAGCGGGCACCGCGGCGCUGUUCCCGCCCCCUUCCUUGGUGCGCGCCGUGUAGGUGAGCCCGCGGCCGCGCCUUAGCUCAGGCCCCCCGCUGCCCCGAGUUGGUAGGCUCCGCCGCCGGGGCAGCUGGCUUCCCAGCCCUGGCGGCCGGGCCCUUCCAAGCCGCGUGCGGGGGGAAGGAGGUGAGGUGUGGGGAGAGGAUCAGAAAGUCUCAGGUGCAGAUUAUCCUGAGAAGUUACUUUCAGAUUAAUCGAUAUUUCGUCGAAAUGGGUUCUAUUACCAUGUCGGAUUAAAAUCUGUGUGAGGAGCCUAACCAAAGGUAUUCGUUCGGGUCCUCCCCUUGCAACUCAGUGGCGCUGGACUGGCCCAGCACGCCCCGUCUCGUUCCCACUUCCACACGGAUAGGCGUGUGCGCGCCCGCCUUUCUCCCGUCGUCCGCUCCACCCCUCAGCGCGGUUUGGUGCAGCCCAGUCCCCCCAGGGGUGAAUGGUACGGCCCCGGCCCCCUCAGCCUCCGGCUUCCGCACCGGGUCGGAGAGGUACGCGCCCCCCGGUGCGGACGCGGAACUGGCGCCAGCUCGCGGCGGCGCCGAGCGCCGGGGCGACUGACGCUCCGCUGCCGGGGGACGUCCGGCCCGGCCUAGCCGGUCCCCCGAGGCUCGGAAGACUUGGACUUUCAGAUAAUAUCAGAAUUUCUCCUGGAAACACUGACUCCUUGCUUGGUGCCCUGAAGUUGCUCUGAGAUGAACCGAUGAAUUGGAACCAUGGUGCAAAAGAAGAAGUUCUGUCCUCGGUUACUUGACUAUCUAGUGAUCGUAGGGGCCAGGCACCCGAGCAGUGAUAGUGUGGCCCAGACUCCUGAAUUGCUGCGACGAUACCCAUUAGAGGAUUAUGCUGAGUUUCCCCUGCCCCCAGACGUAGUAUUCUUCUGCCAGCCAGAGGGCUGUCUGAGUGUGCGGCAGCGGCGCAUGAGCCUUCGGGAUGAUACCUCUUUUGUCUUCACCCUCACUGACAAGGACACAGGAGUCACGCGUUACGGCAUCUGCGUUAACUUCUACCGCUCCUUCCAAAAGCGAAUACCUAAGGAAAAGGGGGAAGGUGGGGCAGGGUCCCGUGGGAAGGAAGGAACCCGUGUCACCUGCUCCUCAGAAGAGGUUGGCACUGAGAGCUCAGAGAGUGGCUCAUCCCUGCAGCCUCCCAGUGCCGACUCCACCCCGGAUGUGAACCAGUCUCCUCGGGGCAAACGCCGGGCCAAGGGGGGCAGCCGUUCCCGCAACAGUACUCUGACGUCCCUGUGUGUGCUCAGCCACUACCCUUUCUUCUCCACCUUCCGAGAGUGUCUGUACACCCUCAAACGUCUGGUGGACUGCUGUAGUGAGCGACUGCUGGGCAAGAAACUGGGUAUCCCUCGAGGUGUACAAAGGGACACCAUGUGGCGGAUCUUUACUGGAUCACUGCUAGUGGAGGAGAAGUCAAGUGCCCUUCUGCAUGAUCUUCGAGAGAUUGAGGCCUGGAUCUAUCGAUUACUGCGCUCCCCAGUGCCCGUCUCUGGGCAGAAGCGAGUAGACAUUGAGGUCCUGCCCCAGGAGCUCCAGCCAGCUCUCACCUUUGCUCUUCCAGACCCCUCUCGAUUCACCCUAGUGGAUUUCCCACUGCACCUUCCCUUGGAACUUCUGGGUGUGGAUGCCUGUCUUCAGGUGCUAACCUGCAUCCUGUUAGAACACAAGGUGGUACUACAGUCCCGAGAUUACAAUGCACUCUCCAUGUCUGUGAUGGCAUUUGUGGCAAUGAUCUACCCCCUGGAAUAUAUGUUUCCUGUCAUCCCACUGCUUCCCACCUGCAUGGCAUCGGCAGAGCAGCUGCUGUUGGCUCCAACCCCAUAUAUCAUCGGGGUCCCUGCCAGCUUCUUCCUCUACAAACUGGACUUCAAAAUGCCUGAUGAUGUAUGGCUAGUGGAUCUGGACAGCAAUAGGGUGAUUGCCCCCACCAAUGCAGAAGUGCUACCUAUCCUGCCAGAACCAGAAUCAUUAGAGCUGAAGAAACAUUUAAAGCAGGCCCUAGCAAGCAUGAGUCUCAACACUCAGCCCAUCCUCAAUCUGGAGAAAUUUCACGAGGGCCAGGAGAUCCCACUUCUGUUGGGAAGGCCUUCUAAUGACCUGCAGUCCACACCUUCCACUGAAUUCAACCCACUUAUCUAUGGCAAUGAUGUGGAUUCUGUGGAUGUUGCAACCAGAGUGGCCAUGGUGCGUUUCUUCAACUCUGCCAACGUGCUGCAGGGCUUUCAGAUGCACACACGUACCCUGCGUCUCUUCCCUCGGCCUGUGGUAGCUUUCCAAGCUGGUUCCUUUCUAGCCUCACGUCCCCGGCAGACUCCUUUUGCUGAGAAACUGGCCAGGACUCAGGCUGUGGAGUACUUUGGGGAAUGGAUCCUUAACCCCACCAACUAUGCCUUUCAGCGAAUUCACAACAAUAUGUUUGAUCCAGCCCUGAUUGGUGACAAGCCGAAGUGGUAUGCUCAUCAGCUGCAGCCCAUCCACUAUCGAGUCUAUGAUAGCAAUUCCCAGCUGGCCGAGGCACUGAGCGUGCCACCAGAGCGUGACUCUGACUCUGACCCUACUGACGACAGUGGCAGUGAUAGUAUGGAUUAUGAUGACUCGAGCUCUUCUUAUUCCUCUCUUGGUGACUUUGUCAGUGAAAUGAUGAAAUGCGACAUCAAUGGUGACACUCCCAAUGUGGACCCUCUAACGCAUGCAGCACUGGGGGAUGCCAGCGAAGUGGAGAUUGAUGAGCUUCAGAACCAGAAGGAAGCAGAGGAGCCUGGCCCAGACAGCGAGAACUCUCAGGAAAACCCCCCACAGCGCUCUAGCUCCAGCACCACCGCCAGCAGUAGCCCCAGCACCGUCAUCCAUGGAGCCAACUCUGAACCUGCUGACUCUACCGAGAUGGAUGAUAAGGCAGCAGUAGGCGUCUUCAAGCCCCUCCCGUCCGUGCCUCCCAGCGUUGGCAAAUCGAACGUGGACAGGCGUCAGACAGAAAUUGGAGAGGGGUCAGUGCGCCGGCGAACCUAUGACAAUCCAUACUUCGAGCCCCAAUAUGGCUUUCCCCCUGAGGAAGAUGAUGAUGAGCAGGGGGAAAGUUACACUCCCCGAUUCAGCCAACAUGUCAAUGGCAAUCGGGCUCAAAAGCUGCUGCGGCCCAACAGUUUGAAGCUGGCAAGUGACUCAGACGCAGAGUCAGACUCUCGGGCAAGCUCUCCCACCUCCACCGUCUCCAACACCAGCACCGAGGGCUUCGGGGGCAUCAUGUCUUUUGCCAGCAGCCUGUAUCGGAACCACAGUACGAGCUUCAGUCUUUCAAACCUUACACUGCCCACCAAAGGUGCCCGAGAGAAGACUACACCCUUCCCCAGUCUGAAAGGAAACAGGAGGGCCUUAGUGGAUCAGAAGUCAUCUGUCAUAAAACACAGCCCAACAGUGAAAAGAGAACCUCCAUCACCCCAGGGUCGAUCCAGCAAUUCUAGUGAGAACCAGCAGUUCCUGAAGGAGGUGGUGCACAGCGUGCUGGAUGGCCAGGGAGUUGGCUGGCUCAACAUGAAAAAGGUGCGCCGGCUGCUGGAGAGCGAGCAGCUGCGAGUCUUUGUCCUGAGCAAGCUGAACCGCACAGUGCAGUCAGAGGACGAUGCCCGGCAGGACAUUAUCCCGGAUGUGGAGAUCAGUCGAAAGGUGUACAAGGGAAUGUUAGAUCUCCUCAAGUGCACAGUCCUCAGUCUGGAGCAGUCCUAUGCCCAUGCAGGUCUGGGUGGCAUGGCCAGCAUCUUUGGGCUUCUGGAGAUCGCCCAGACCCACUACUAUAGCAAAGAACCAGAUAAGCGAAAGAGAAGUCCAACAGAAAGUAUAAGUACCCCAGUUGGCAAGGAUCCUGGCCUGGCUGGGCGGGGGGACCCAAAAGCUAUGACACAGCUGCGAGUUCCCCAGCUGGGACCUCGGGCAUCAAGUGCCACAGGAAAAGGUCCUAAGGAACCAGACACCAGAAGUUUAAAGGAAGAGAAUUUUGUAGCAUCUAUUGAAUUGUGGAACAAGCACCAGGAAGUGAAAAAGCAAAAAGCUUUGGAAAAACAGAGGCCUGAAGUACUCAAACCUGUCUUUGACCUUGGUGAGACAGAGGAGAAAAAGUCCCAGAUCAGCGCAGACAGUGGUGUGAGCCUGACAUCUGGUUCCCAGAGGACUGAUCAAGACUCUGUCACUGGUGUGAGCCCAGCUGUUAUGAUCCGCAGCUCCAGUCAGGAUUCUGAAGUUAGCACCGUGGUGAGUAAUAGUUCUGGAGAGACCCUUGGAGCAGACAGUGACCUGAGUAGCAAUGCAGGUGAUGGACCAGGUGGCGAGGGCGGUGCCCACUUGGCAGGCUCUCGGGGCACUUUGUCUGAUAGUGAAAUUGAGACCAACUCUGCCACAAGCGCCAUCUUUGGUAAAGCCCACAGCUUAAAGCCAAGCAUAAAGGAGAAGCCGGCAGGCAGCCCAAUUCGCUCUUCUGAAGAUGUGAGCCAGCGAGUCUAUCUCUAUGAGGGACUCCUAGGAAGGGACAAAGGAUCGAUGUGGGACCAGUUAGAGGAUGCUGCUAUGGAGACCUUUUCUAUAAGCAAAGAGCGUUCUACUUUAUGGGACCAAAUGCAGUUCUGGGAAGAUGCGUUCUUAGAUGCUGUGAUGUUGGAGAGAGAAGGGAUGGGUAUGGACCAGGGUCCCCAGGAAAUGAUCGACAGAUAUCUAUCUCUGGGAGAACAUGAUCGGAAGCGCCUAGAGGAUGAUGAAGAUCGCUUGCUGGCCACGCUUUUGCACAACCUCAUCUCCUACAUGCUGCUGAUGAAGGUAAAUAAGAAUGACAUCCGAAAGAAGGUGAGGCGCCUAAUGGGAAAGUCCCAUAUUGGGCUUGUGUACAGCCAGCAAAUCAAUGAGGUGCUUGAUCAGCUGGCGAACCUGAAUGGACGUGAUCUCUCUAUCCGGUCCAGUGGCAGCCGGCACAUGAAGAAGCAGACAUUUGUGGUCCAUGCAGGGACGGACACGAAUGGAGAUAUCUUUUUCAUGGAGGUAUGCGAUGACUGUGUGGUGUUACGCAGUAACAUCGGGACGGUGUACGAGCGUUGGUGGUAUGAGAAGCUCAUCAACAUGACCUACUGUCCCAAGACCAAGGUGCUGUGCUUAUGGCGUAGAAAUGGCUCUGAGACCCAGCUCAACAAGUUCUAUACUAAAAAGUGUCGAGAGCUGUACUACUGCGUGAAGGACAGCAUGGAGCGUGCUGCCGCCCGACAGCAAAGCAUCAAACCUGGACCUGAACUGGGUGGCGAGUUCCCUGUGCAGGACAUGAAGACUGGAGAGGGUGGCUUGCUGCAGGUCACCCUGGAAGGGAUCAACCUCAAGUUCAUGCACAACCAGGUUUUCAUAGAGCUGAAUCACAUUAAAAAGUGCAAUACAGUUCGAGGCGUCUUUGUCCUGGAGGAAUUUGUUCCUGAAAUUAAAGAAGUGGUGAGCCACAAGUACAAGACACCAAUGGCCCACGAGAUCUGCUACUCUGUGUUGUGUCUCUUCUCGUAUGUGGCUGCAGUGCGUAGCAGCGAGGAAGAUCUCAGAACCCCACCCCGGCCUGUCUCUAGCUGAUGGAGAGGGGUUAAGCAGCUGCCCCUGCCCAGGGGUCGCCUCUUGCCGUUCCCAAGUGCACGAUGCUGCCGUGACUGAGGCAUGGAUGAUGCGUGUGUGUUCUCUGCAAGCCCCUUGGCUAAGUUGGUUACCAGUUACGCGUCUGAGUGUGUCUUGAGCAUGUCUGUCGCAGGGCUAAGCUAGACCCUUCCGCCUUCUCCCUCUCCACUCCCAGAAGACCAAACUACUGUCCCCUCAGGGCUUAAGUGUGUGUGUAUAUGUGUGUGUCUGUGUCCGUUGGGCCAGUGUGAGCCCACUACUGUGUGUCCUUGAGACGUUUGUGUUGUGGUUCCUUGUCCUUGGCAUUAUAACCUUCCAGCGCAGGAAUCUGGCUCUCCAUCCUCUGUGAUCCGGUAGGACUGGGCACCUGGAGAAUUCCACUCUGUGGGGAGUGAGGGGAACUUGGGGCCUGCCUCCCAGAUGAGGGGCAGGCAGGGAAGGGAAGGAAGAGACGGGGCAGCUGGAGGGAGUGGCAGCCUCCCUGCUGCCUUAUGCAUUUCCCAGGUUGGCAGCGGCUGCUUUGCUGCGGCCUGCCAUGGCCUCCACCCCCACAGCAGAGCAACGAUUUCCCUGUGGCCUGCCGUGCCUUCCGCAUGAGAGGACAGAGUGGUCGGGGCUAGUAGAGUCCCAGGGACCACUGGCUGCUCUGCCCUCAGCAUCAGGGAGGGGUGGGAAGGGCCCAAGUUGGGUACACAUAGCUGGUCUGCAGGCAGUACCUCCCGGGACUGGGCACCAGAAGGGAGAGACGGCCUGGGAGUGGGCAAGAGAUGAUUGUAAAUAUUUCAGCUCCUCAUUAUUUAUAGAAAAUGUACAGCUCUGUGUGAAUGUGAAAUAAAUGUCCUUGACUCCCCUUG